GUGGCCAAAGCAUGAAGAUAUCAAAAGGGACUACCACAACAAAGAAAGCUAAUAAACAACAAUGCAGUACGCCAAAUAGCUUGGAUGCCAACUCGAUAGAUGUUGGCACUGUAGUAUUUUUGAAGAGUUUGGAAAAUCCAAACAAAAAUGUUGCUCUUGCUACACUCCAAAGUAGCGACCCAGAAUAUACAGUGGAAGGUGUUAGACUUGGAAAUCAAUUCUGGGCAGUGCGCAUUGAUGCUACAUUAGCAAAAUCCGAUGAGUUGAUCCGACCACUCAAAAAGGUCAAGAUUAUUGGUCAUGCAGCGGGAUUAAUCAUCGCAUGGCCUUCAACCUUUAUAUCGAAGAUAAAUUGAUGAUGCAUGGUUGAGAUGUUGAUGGCAAGAUGAAGACUGCUACUACUACUGGAUAGCUUACAUUAGUUUUAAUAAGUAAUUUAAUCGUCAAUGUUGGGAAGGGAACAUUAUAUUUGUAAUAGUGCAAG
Messenger RNA from Lolium perenne, 484 nucleotides. Lineage: Eukaryota; Viridiplantae; Streptophyta; Magnoliopsida; Poales; Poaceae. The record is from RefSeq and is a predicted model, not a curated record.